GCGACGUUUGGCCGCGAUGGCUGUUGUUCUGUCAGAGAUUGACGAGGACUUUGAUUUGCUUCCACGAAAACGGCGUUGUUGGCGGAAAGACUGGAUAGGAAGGAAAGAAUUGGGGAUCCAGAACCUGCUCUACGAAGAGCUCCUGAAGACUGACCUCGACGAAUACCGGAGGCUACUUCGUGUUAGCAGAGAGCAGUUUCUGCAACUGCUGUCACGCGUGGGGCCCCGCAUACGAAGGGAGGAUACCGUUAUGCGCCGUUCUAUAUCGGCGGAAACACGGCUGCAGGUGACACUGCGGUACCUUGCUUCAGGAGAGAGUCACUAUUCCCUGAGCCGACAGUUUAGGCUCGGUCAUUCAAGUGUGAAUGACAUUAUACAUGAAACAUGUACUGCCAUUUACGAGGAACUGGGAAGCAACUUUAUAAGAACACCCCGCACAGAGGAGGAAUGGAAAUACGUGAUGGAAGGCUUUCAUAACAAGUGGAACUUCCCGAACUGCAUUGGGGCCAUGGAUGGCAAGCACGUACUCAUAAAGAAGCCACCAAAUUCGGGAACUAUUUACAGGAACUACAAGAAAAGCUUCAGUAUAAUUCUCUUCGCUGUCGUCGACGCAAAUUACCGGUUUUUGUACACUGAUGUCGGUGCACCAGGCUCAGAAGGAGACGCUGCGGUCUGGCAAACGACACCCCUACAGAGAGACGUAGGAAACAGAAGUGCAGGCCUGCCAGAACUUGUGAAGGUGUCCAGCUCACCUGAUGUGCUCUUUCCACCUGUGUUCGUUGCAGACGACGCAUUUCCUAUGGGACGGAAUUUAAUGAAACCUUUUGGGGGCACAAAUCUGACAGAAGAUAAGAAGAUCUUUAAUUACAGGCUGUCAAGGGCUCGCCGUGUCGUCAAAAACGCUUUUGGGAUACUGGCAAACCGCUUCGGGUGUUUCCACACAGUCAUCAAUGCAUCUCCAGAGAGGGUGACUGCCAUCGUGAAUGCGGCAUGUGUGCUGCACAAUUUUUUAAGAAACGAUGUCAUCAGCGUGCCAGACUUAAAAGUCGAACCAAACCCUGCUGGGUCACUCCUGUCCGGCCAAGCAGCGUCGCGUGGUAGAAUUGGUGCUGUUGGUGCUGCAGUGCGUGAUAAGCUGUGUUCGUUCUUCAAUGACACGGGCGCCGUGCCAUGGCAGCGGCAGUUUGCCCACUUGGAUGUGAGCAUCUACAGAAAACCUCGAAAUUGAAUACAGAUGUCAAC
Messenger RNA from Dermacentor albipictus, 1242 nucleotides. RefSeq lists its product as uncharacterized. Lineage: Eukaryota; Metazoa; Arthropoda; Arachnida; Ixodida; Ixodidae. The record is from RefSeq and is a predicted model, not a curated record.